Xyrauchen texanus (razorback sucker) is the source of this 1712-nucleotide messenger RNA. RefSeq names its product GTPase IMAP family member 6-like. Gene Ontology annotation, molecular function: GTP binding. The coding region runs from base 138 to 1184 and encodes 348 amino acids. The transcript has 4 exons. The record is from RefSeq and is a predicted model, not a curated record. Lineage: Eukaryota; Metazoa; Chordata; Actinopteri; Cypriniformes; Catostomidae.
CAUUGCCGGCAGUGUUUUAGUGGAACCACAGAACAGACAAGAAGCAGAAACAGGAAGUGCAGAGGAACACAGGGCAGGCCAGCUCACAAGCACAUGUUACACAAGAGAGAUCAGUCUCUCAGUCUAAGGUGAAAACUAUGGAGGGAUGUACGACACAGAAUGAAAUUCACCAGGAAGAGAAAGAAAGAGCAGGAAGCAGUGAAGGAGAACAGACAGACCCAAAAGAAAGAGACUUGAGAUUGGUGCUGCUCGGCUCAGCGGGUUCUGCGAAAAGCACUGCGGUUGAUGCCAUCCUGGGCGGCCCGAAAUCUGAAUCUGACUGCAGCUCAGGCCCUGAGACACCCGCCGCUGCUGACUGUCAGAAGAGACGUGUGAAUGUGGCAGGACGACAGGUGGCUGUCGUAGACACACCUGACUGCCUUUGUGUAGAGCGCCCCUCUGAGGAAGUCCGCCGUCAGUUCUCUCUCUGCGCGGCUUUAUCGGCCCCAGGGCCCCAUGCUUUCCUGCUCUGUGUCCCGGUCCACCGCCCCAGUAACCUGGAGCUCCAAAUUCUGGAGACCUUGGAGAAGGUGUUUGGCCCUGAAGCUGUUAGUAGACAUGCAAUGGUGCUCUUCACACACAUGGAGCGGCUGCCUGAGGACGUGUCGUUGGACGAGUAUCUCAAUACACAUCGAGCAGACCUACUAGAGCUCGUACUCAAGUGUGGGGGCAGACAUCACCCCCUGUGGCCGGAAGCAAACAUGGAGGAGCUGUUGGAAAAGGUGGAGCAGAUGUUGAAAGAAAGCGGGACAGGAUUCUACACAUGUCCUCUGUUACAGGAGGCAGAGAGGAGAGUGGGAGAGAAAGAGCAGGAGAUCUUGAGGAGCAGAAGAGGAGGAGGAGAGAGUGAUUCGGAUGUGACAGAUGUGGAGAGAAUAAGGGAGGAAGCGGAGAGGAGCGUGGACGAUCUGGUGGUGGAGGGGAUCGCUGAUCUUUGUCUCUCCAUUCCGAACCCUUCGAUCUUACGCUGGCUGUGGGACAGUGUGGUCGGGUGGCUCCUUUGGUUCCCGAAUAUGAUUCGGGGCAGUGCUUUACUGGGGUCCUUUGUCGGGUUGUUUGUCGGGGGGCCUUUAGGAGGCGCCAUGGGAGCAACAGUGGGAUCUGUGGCGACGGAAAUGGGUAGACGGAAACAAAAAACAAAAUAAGUUAUUAACAAUCAUUAUGCCAUGCUUAACAGAUCAGACAGUUCUUGUACAAUCAGAUAUGUGGAAAAAAUAUGGUGGGGUCAAAAAGUCCACAUUGAAAAUCUUAGAUUUUAUUCAUUUGAACCUGGUAAUAAACAGAAACCUUUAGGAUGAGGAGAGAUAUUUAAGAUUCUGCACUAUUUCUAGGUCACAGACAGAGUCAGAAAUGACCUCAAGAGGCGAUUAUUUCCUUUGGGCUUGAUUUUCAGGGGUGUUAUUUAUGUUGAUGAGGGUAUUUUUUCUCUACGGAUCCUUGACAGAAUUCACUCACAGAAGUUUUCAAUUUUAAUAAUUAGAGUGAGAAUGUAUUACCCCAAUACCCAAAAAAUCUAAUCAUAUCAAAUUACAGUCUAUGCGAUAAUGUUUAAGCUUACACUAUUAGAUGUAACAAAUAAAAAUAGAGGAACAUAUUACGGGGGACAUAUUUUACCCCUGCAUUUUGAAUUUUGGCUGCAUUUUUGUCACUUUCAGUGGCAUUUUUUUCCUGAA